This is a messenger RNA of Triplophysa rosa, 2770 nucleotides long. It is a transcript of the gene cstf3, whose product is annotated as cleavage stimulation factor, 3' pre-RNA, subunit 3. Gene Ontology annotation, molecular function: protein binding; mRNA binding. Gene Ontology annotation, biological process: mRNA 3'-end processing. The transcript has 21 exons. The record is from RefSeq and is a predicted model, not a curated record. Gene Ontology annotation, cellular component: nucleus. Lineage: Eukaryota; Metazoa; Chordata; Actinopteri; Cypriniformes; Nemacheilidae. Bases 158 to 2308 code for a protein of 716 amino acids.
GGCGCGCCGCUGCCAUUUUAACGAACGGAGAGAGAUGCGAGGCCGCACAAAGAGUCUGCAAAAAUAAACAAUGCUUUAUUAAACAGUUUGCGCCCCGUGUAUUUGUUAUUUUACAGUAGUCGACAGUUUUUCAUUUGGACCGCAUUCAUAUUUCAACAUGUCCACCGAAACUGCUCCAGACCAGGCGGCAGAGUACAUCCCAGAGAAGGUUAAGAAAGCAGAGAAGAAAUUGGAAGAAAAUCCGUAUGACCUCGACGCUUGGAGCAUACUGAUUCGAGAAGCACAGAAUCAACCCAUAGACAAAGCAAGGAAGACAUACGAGCGACUUGUCGCCCAGUUUCCCAGUUCGGGCAGAUUCUGGAAGCUAUACAUUGAAGCUGAGAUCAAGGCUAAAAACUAUGACAAGGUUGAAAAGUUAUUUCAGAGGUGCUUAAUGAAGGUUCUGCACAUUGACCUGUGGAAGUGCUACCUCUCAUAUGUCCGUGAAACCAAAGGGAAACUGCCCAGCUAUAAGGAAAAGAUGGCGCAGGCGUAUGAUUUUGCUUUGGAUAAGAUCGGUAUGGAGAUCAUGUCCUAUCAGAUUUGGGUGGAUUACAUCAAUUUCCUCAAGGGAGUGGAGGCCGUGGGGUCAUACGCAGAGAAUCAGCGCAUCACGGCCGUCAGACGUGUGUACCAGAGGGGCUGUGUCAAUCCCAUGAUUAAUAUUGAGCAGCUCUGGAGGGAUUACAGUAAAUAUGAAGAGGGCAUAAAUGUGCACUUGGCCAAAAAGAUGAUUGAAGAUCGGAGCAGAGACUACAUGAACGCCAGGAGAGUUGCCAAGGAGUACGAGACAGUGAUGAAGGGUCUGGACCGGAACGCCCCCUCAGUGCCACCUCAGAACUCCCCACAGGAGGCCCAGCAGGUGGAGAUGUGGAAGAAGUACAUCCAAUGGGAAAAGAGUAACCCGCUGCGCACUGAAGACCAGACCCUCAUCACUAAAAGAGUUAUGUUUGCCUAUGAGCAGUGCCUUUUGGUACUUGGACAUCAUCCUGACAUCUGGUACGAGGCUGCCCAGUACCUGGAACAAUCCAGUAAACUUCUGGCAGAAAAAGGGGACAUGAAUAAUGCCAAGCUGUUCAGUGACGAGGCAGCAAACAUUUACGAGCGUGCUAUAGGAACUCUUCUUAAGAAGAACAUGCUGCUUUAUUUCUCUUUUGCAGACUAUGAAGAGAGUCGUAUGAAGCAUGAAAAGGUUCAUAGUAUAUACAACCGCCUCCUGGAGAUAGAAGAUAUCGACCCUACCCUGGUCUACAUUCAGUACAUGAAGUUUGCCAGAAGAGCUGAAGGCAUCAAGUCUGGCCGAUCCAUCUUUAAGAAAGCCAGAGAAGACCCUCGGACGCGGCAUCAUGUGUACGUCACUGCUGCUUUAAUGGAAUACUACUGCAGCAAGGACAAAUCCGUGGCCUUUAAGAUAUUUGAGCUUGGACUGAAGAAAUACGGCGACAUUCCUGAAUACAUUUUAGCCUACAUCGAUUACCUCUCUCACUUAAACGAGGACAACAACACCAGAGUCCUGUUUGAGAGAGUGCUCACGUCUGGAAGUCUUUCCCCUGAGAAGUCUGGGGAAAUUUGGGCACGCUUCUUGGCCUUUGAGAGCAACAUCGGGGACUUGGCCAGUAUUCUGAAGGUGGAGCGAAGACGUUUCAUGGCCUUUAAGGAUGAAUAUGAGGGCAAGGAGACGGCUUUGCUGGUGGACCGGUACAAGUUCAUGGAUCUGUAUCCCUGUUCUCCCAGCGAGCUCAAAGCCCUCGGAUACAAGGACGUGUCUCGUGCCAAAUACGCAUCGUUGAUCCAAGAAGCUGUGGUCACUCCAUCUGCCCCAACACAAAAAGAUGAGGUCGACCGCAAACCCGAGUACCCCAAACCCGACAUCAGCCAGAUGAUCCCUUUCCAGCCACGACAUCUCGCCCCUCCUGGACUUCACCCCGUCCCUGGAGGAGUGUUUCCGGUCCCACCCACUGCUGUCAUUCUCAUGAAGCUCCUCCCUCCUCCCAGCUGCUUUUCUGGUCCCUUUGUGCAAGUUGAUGAGCUGAUGGAGUCUCUCAGAAGAUGUGUACUGCCCGAGACGGUAGAAGCUGCUGUAGAGUUGAUCACUGGCAAACAGUUUGAGAUGAGCAGUGAAGGAAACGGACCUUUGGAGAAUCACGCUGUGGCAAACAAAGCCUUGAAAAGGCCAAAUGCAGAUUCCGAUGAGGAGGAAGACAAAGGGUCCGUCGCGCCUCCCAUCCACGACAUCUAUCGAGCACGACAGCAGAAGAGGAUCCGAUGAGCCGGCACCCAUACACACUCUACAGUCCGGACAUCACCCAUGCCUACAAUGAACAAUUAAACCUGCACCCCUAUGUGUCACACCUGACUGAAGGAGUGCCGACUCCCAUCUUCCACCGCUGGUUUUACUGUGAACCCUGCACACCGCGACUGAUGGGGCCAGCGGACGACACACAGGAAUGUAUCCGUCUCGGUGUUGACCCGUGUGUUCACAGCAGGGAGUCUUCGUGAUGAACUGAUCGCUGGACCUUCCCGUCAUGCAUCUCUGAUCAUGUUCAUUUGUAGUUUUUUUUAAAGCAGUUUUAUUUUUUAAAACUGGGUGGUUUAUACUGUAUAAAGUUUUUAUUCUGAUUUGCCUCAUUGUUUUUGAACUUGCCAUGUGUAGUUCUGGAAGAGUUGAUCGUUUUGUAGUGAACUGAGGAUCACAAACAACUUCCAAUAAAAGAACAUGAUUAAAAACCUG